AUGAAGGAGGUGCUGCGGAUGAGGAUGGCUCACUGUUUGGACCCAGGAAAAACAUCACAGGGAUAUGAAGUAAAGGCAUCCCAGGUCGCGCCACGCGGUCUGGAUUCCGGUGCCUUGGUCUUGUCCGAGCUGUUGGCACAAGGACUUCUGGUCGAAGAACAUCUUGAUACCGAAGCUGGGGAUGGACCCUCCAUGGAUACCGCCUUGCUGUUGGCUCUGGAUGAGCUUCGAGCACGUGGCACCCGUGUGUGCUUCGUGGCCCGCAUUGCUAUGCCCACGAGCUCCGCCUUGGCUGCUGCCUACGGUGCGGCGCGGGAGACUUUAGGGCCAGAAAGGCUCUUGUGGCAUGGAACCUCUUGGGAAUGUGUGCCUAACAUCGUGCGGCACGGCUUCAAUCGUGCUUACGCAUUCAAUGCCAGGCAUGGUUCGAAAUUGGGUCGUGGCGUCUACUUCGCAGAAGAUCCGGGCUACGCCCUUCGCUUUGCCGGCAAGACCCAACGGACUCGUGCCAUGCUGCUGGCUGGAGUCUUGUUUGGGUGA
Molecule: messenger RNA, 540 nt
Organism: Cladocopium goreaui
Lineage: Eukaryota; Dinophyceae; Suessiales; Symbiodiniaceae
Source: the annotation of a GenBank genome assembly